This is a messenger RNA of Cynoglossus semilaevis (tongue sole), 2236 nucleotides long. Its product is annotated as E3 ubiquitin-protein ligase RNF182. The record is from RefSeq and is a predicted model, not a curated record. The transcript is spliced from 2 exons. Lineage: Eukaryota; Metazoa; Chordata; Actinopteri; Pleuronectiformes; Cynoglossidae. Bases 72 to 878 code for a protein of 268 amino acids.
ACAAACACACACACACACACACACACACAGCAAUGAGAUGUGGAGUGCCUCUGUAAAAAAAGUGGAUAUACAUGAAGGACAGCGCAGCAGAGACAACUGGAGUGGAGGAGGGGGAGUCACAAACAUUAGGACAAGAACAUGACGUGAAGAUGAGGUGCCCUCAGUCCCAGCUGAAGGAAGGCUGCCCUCCACCAGAGGAGUUCGAGUGUAAAAUCUGUUACCAACAUUACAAUGCCCACAACCGCAAGCCUAAGAUCCUAGACUGUCUGCACAGGGUCUGCACCCGCUGCCUCGUUAAGAUGCUGGACAUUGCUGACAGUGCAGGCUGUAUAUCCUGCCCGUUUUGCCGACACCAAACAGAAAUUAUCGAGCUGGAGGUGUCAGCGCUGCCGGAUGAUGCUAAUAUUAUGUCCCACUUGGCGAUGCGAGACAAAUCCUGGAGUUCCAACCACAACGGGGAGGUGGUCCUGACUCCCAAGAGUUUCUCUUCAUCCAGCCCUUCCCUGGAAUCCUCUAACUGCCUUGUUAUCACCAUCAUGGAGGUGCAGAGGGAUUCGGAGCGCUCGCCGAGUCGCAAUGGAAGCUCUGACAUUUAUGCUGAGCAGAGCCUGGACUCUGUAUCGAUGGGCUCCAGCGGGCCAGUUGAUCAGGACGCCCUGUCAAAAUUCUGUAAUCAUGUCCCACGCAUCCUGGUCUGGCUGCUGGGAUUCUUAUACUUUGGCUCGCUGCCUCUAGGAAUCUACUUGUUAGUGAUUCAGAGAGUGACUCUGGGUAUUGUAUGCGUAAGUUUGGUGCCAUCAAGCCUGACAGUUUGCCUCGUCUACGGAUUCUGCCAGUGUCUGUGUCAGGGUAUGUGUGACUGCUCCUCCAGGGCCUGAUGUGAUGCUGCUAAACCUGUAGUUUUGUGGAAUGAGAUAAAAUCAGCAGCAGAAAAUAGGCUUUUUUUUUUUAUCCUGGCCUGUCAUGUCGACAGAUAAGAAGCCCUAAAGUUUAAGGUCAUGACCCGCCUAUAAAAAGCCUCACUCUUAGUAACCCUUAUGCAAACCACAUGCUAAUCAAAAGACUUCAUGUAAAAAAAAAAGAAGAAAAAUCUUCACUGAUAGUCUAUGCUUUAACGCUCAUCCAUCAAACGAACUGACAGGCUGUGACGGCAGGAGCAGCAGCUGUAAGUCUCUGUGCUGUAAUUGUGUGACCCUGUGUGUUCAGUGUCGUGUGUAUGAUAAUCUCUCGAGAGUAUAAGCUCGAGGGCACAGGUGUUUGAGUUGUACAACAAUAACACUCUGAAAUAAUACUCUGAAAUCUGGACCCUCGUUUAUCAACGUUAGAUGGUGACAACAUGGCUUUGUUUUUAUUUCUAAAUUAUUUAAAUUUUAAAAACUUAUGUUGCAGGUACCACAAGGUUUUAUUCUACUGACCAUUUAAAAUAGCCUCCAUCCUACAAGAGUUGCUACUAUUGUGUUUCAUCUUAUUAUUUGUCUGGGAUGGAAGUCUGAUAAAAAAAAAAAAAAAUUAAAAAAAAUUACAGUGUAUGUUGUUUACCAGAUGUCAAAAAUAGGACUUGAAACUUAAAGUAUUUUCCAUUGAUUUUUCUAUUUAACAAAAUGUUGUGCUCGGCAAGAACAACAAUCAUUUUAAUGGUUUAAAAAAAAAUAAAAGAGAAAGAAAGAAAGAAUCUGAGGCACAGAGUAAAAAAUAAACAAACCUUGAGCCAUCGUAUUAUUUCUGCUGUCGUUUCAGCUUUAGCCAAGUUUGUAAAAAAGUUUUCAGCUUCAUAACCAAAACAAAAGUCAAAGUCAAAGAGCCCGCUAAUUAAAUGCACUUUUUUUUUCCCACCAACUGACGAAAUAUUUAAACCAAAAACACAACAAUGUCAUUAACUUUGUGGAACUCUAAGUUCUUGGCGAUGAUGUUAAAACAAUCUGGUGUAAAACUGAUCUGAAUUCACACAACUCUGAUAAAAUGGGGUCCUUGGGCGAUCAUGCCGUUAAAUACAGUAUAUUCAAUGGUACAUUUCAGGAAUUUAUAUUUAUAUCUACUCCCUUUGACUCCCUGUUGUCUGUGUUCUCAGUGUCAAUCAGCGAAGAGUCUGUGACGUGUCUGUUAAAUCAGGUCACAUUUUUACCUUUGUUACUGUCUGUGAUUUUUUUUUUUGUUCGUGUUUUUGACCAAAGCUUAGUGUAGCUUUUUUGAUUUAAGAUGCUAAUUAAUAAUUAAAUAAAUUGAUUACUAUUUUCAA